UCAAUAUGUAAAAACAUUGAAAAUUUUCUAGGGUUUACGAGGUCUGCGUAUAUAUUUAACACACAAAGGCCUAGGGUUUUGAGCGUGGCCAUUUCACAAUCGAAUCGGCAUCUCACCCGCAAAAUGCCGAAGCAGAUUCACGAGAUCAAGGACUUCCUUCUCACUGCAAGGAGAAAAGAUGCACGCUCCGUGAAGAUCAAGAGGAGCAAGGAUGUGGUUAAGUUCAAGGUCCGUUGCUCCAAGUACCUCUACACACUUUGCGUCUUUGAUGCAGAGAAGGCUGACAAGUUGAAGCAGUCUCUUCCUCCAGGUUUGAGUGUCCAAGACCUGUGAAAGCUGGCUGAGGAAAGCAAAUGGGGCUAUUGAGUGUAGUAGCCUGGUAUUGUUUCCUCUCAAGCUGUGUUUCUUUUUAGUUUGAAAUGCAUCAUGGAUGUCUAAGUUUAGGAUGAUACUUUUGACUCAGAAUUUUUGUUUUUGUGAUUCAAUGAAGAUUCUAUAUCAUGAUUGGGUUUUGCUUGAUUAGUUUGUUCCCGGAUUUUGAAGAUGGAGGCAAGUUAUUGAUUAGUUUCCAAUUUUG
This is a messenger RNA of Vitis riparia (riverbank grape), 577 nucleotides long. RefSeq names its product 60S ribosomal protein L38. Gene Ontology annotation, molecular function: structural constituent of ribosome. The transcript has 3 exons. Lineage: Eukaryota; Viridiplantae; Streptophyta; Magnoliopsida; Vitales; Vitaceae. The coding region runs from base 124 to 333 and encodes 69 amino acids. The record is from RefSeq and is a predicted model, not a curated record. Gene Ontology annotation, cellular component: cytosolic large ribosomal subunit; ribosome. Gene Ontology annotation, biological process: translation; protein-RNA complex assembly.